AUGGCAGUCGUUCGGCCCAAAGCCCUGCUCAUCGUCAUGGGGACCCCCACCUCCAUAGUCAAGUACCCAUGCUUCAACUCUCACCUCCAGUACUCUUUUGAAAACAAGGCUUUCCUGGGCGGUGACCCCCAACCUCUAUCAGGGCUGCACACAGCCUGGGGCUUCGACCUGGGUCAGUCGACCCGCUGUGUGCCUAUCCCCCACCAGAUGAGUGUGUGCCAGGACGUGGGCUACUCGGAGAUGAGGCUGCCUAACUUGCUGGGGCACAGCAGCCUAGAGGGCGAGGUGGUUCCCCGCUCGGAGGACUGGAGACCCCUGCUGCAGACCGGUUGCCAUCCCCAGGCCCAGGCCUUCCUCUGCUCCCUCAUCGCGCCCGUCUGCCUUGACGCUUUUAUCCAGCCGUGCCGUAGCCUGUGUGUGGCCGUCAGGGACAGCUGUGCCCCAGUACUGGCCUGUCAGGGCCAAGUCUGGCCAGAGGCGCUAGACUGUGACCGCUUCCCUACCCAGGAAGACAUGUGCCUGACCCCCCACCCCAAACACAGCAACAGCCACCUCGCCAAAGCAUUGCCUAAGCCUGCAUGCCAAGCAUGUCCUUCCGUGGAGGAGCACCCUUCACUGAAGACAGUUCUGGAUGCUCUGUGCCAGGAUGACUUUGCUGUAACAGCUAAGAUGUCUCGCCGGCGCCUGCCCUCAGGGGAGCCAGAGUUUGAGGUGGAAGGCCGGGUAGAGUUUAUCCGCCAGGGCCCCCUGCUUCCCUACGACACCCAGCACCUCCUCCAGCAGUGGCUGCUCAUCAACCUGCCCUGUGCCAACGUACUGGUCCGGCCCGGCCGUGUCCAGCUCUACCUGCUGACUGGCGCUGUGCAGUCCGAUGGCACCCUAGCCCUCACCCGCCUCUUCCCCUGGCACAAGAAGAACAACAGCAUCACAAUGGCUGCACGCAAGUGGAAACACCACAGGUGUUGA
Messenger RNA from Oncorhynchus kisutch (coho salmon), 966 nucleotides. Its product is annotated as secreted frizzled-related protein 2-like. Gene Ontology annotation, biological process: non-canonical Wnt signaling pathway; canonical Wnt signaling pathway. The record is from RefSeq and is a predicted model, not a curated record. Gene Ontology annotation, molecular function: Wnt-protein binding. Bases 1 to 966 code for a protein of 321 amino acids. NCBI's taxonomy places the organism in Eukaryota, Metazoa, Chordata, Actinopteri, Salmoniformes, Salmonidae. The transcript has 4 exons.